AUGUCCCCUCAUCUCAGGCCACGCUUUCGCUCCCUUUAUACACUGCCAUUGCAGUACAAUCGAGCGUUCCAAUUUCGAAGAGCAUUCCAUGAUGCGAAGGCGGAAUUUAUUACGUUUGAUGCCAAGGGGUCUCUCAAAACACGAAACCUUGACAUUAUCAUCGGCGAACCCCAUCAGGCCUAUAUUAUGUUCGAUAAGGAAGUUGGCUUUGCUAUGAAAUCAGCUAUCACUAAGCAGACUGGCAUAUGCCUCACUUCUGAUCCUGAAAAGAUUCCCCUAACAUUCUUCCAUGAGACCCUGCAUUUUGCGCAUGCUAUGGUACCAUAUCCACGUGUUACUAUUGAACGAGAUCUCCCACGACAAAACGCAACCAAUAUGAGCCCCGCAACUCUCUGGCUAUGGGGAGCGUCACAUUGUAUUACUUUGGAUGGCACGACCGAUCAUAAAUUUGAGGAAUCCGCACGAGAGAGCUAUGAAAGAUUAAAAGGGGCUGCUGAACUUCUGCGAGAUAGAUAA
Metarhizium acridum CQMa 102 is the source of this 516-nucleotide messenger RNA. RefSeq lists its product as uncharacterized. The record is from RefSeq and is a predicted model, not a curated record. NCBI's taxonomy places the organism in Eukaryota, Fungi, Ascomycota, Sordariomycetes, Hypocreales, Clavicipitaceae.